This is a messenger RNA of Xylona heveae TC161, 2064 nucleotides long. RefSeq lists its product as hypothetical. Gene Ontology annotation, molecular function: ubiquitin binding. The transcript is spliced from 3 exons. Bases 335 to 1945 code for a protein of 536 amino acids. Gene Ontology annotation, cellular component: nucleus. Gene Ontology annotation, biological process: proteasome-mediated ubiquitin-dependent protein catabolic process. The record is from RefSeq and is a predicted model, not a curated record. Lineage: Eukaryota; Fungi; Ascomycota; Xylonomycetes; Xylonales; Xylonaceae.
AUUAACUGUUAGCUCAACCUUCACACCAGUUUAACCCUAGCAACCUCACAUUCAUUAUUUCUCUCCACCUUGCAGCGAACUAUAAAGCUGGACGAAGUUCGGGAGGUUUUCUUUCAAUCCGGCUCCCUGCUUACUACCUUUCUCCGCAGCCACCUUCCUUCAACACGACGCCGCUCACCUAAGUGAAGAUCAGGAUCAAAGAUCAGUCAGCUGCACGCACGCCGCAAGUAGGACGUUAGCUGGGUUUCAAAAAUCAAAUCGAUACCGUCCUAGUGAACCCGCUACUGGCGAUUGGCUUCAAGGUGCCUGCGCUCAUAGCUUGCAUCGCUACAUCAUGGAUGAGCUAGUUGCCCAGUUUACCGGUAUAACCGGUACCACUCCCCAGCGUGCUACCCAAUAUCUCAGACUUACCGAUGGGAACCUCGAGCAAGCCAUGCAGCUCUUUUUCGAGAGCGAUGGCCUGGACCUCGAGGGAUCCGAAAACCCAUCUACGUCAGCAACUGGAUCUGGUGCACAGUCCGGCGGAACUCGGGAGACGGGAUCAUCGUAUCGAACCGACGAGAACGGUGUAAUAAACAUAGAUUCAGACGACGAAGACCGGAGGCCUGAACGAACACAAAGCGGUCGUCACAUUAGUGCCAACUUCGAAGACGAUGAAGCCAUGGCUCGUCGUUUGCAGGAAGAGCUCUUUUCCGGAGGCGAUAUGACAGGUGGCGCCGAUGCGGAUGGAAUUCGCGCGCCUAUGGCAAGGACUACGGAGACAUUGGUUGGCCCGGACGCCGAUUGGGGGAGUGAUCCUACAGAUAUGCGGGCUGCCGUUGAAGAGCAAAUGCUUGCAAGGAGAAGACCGCAAGGUCGACCUGGAAUCUUCAAUCAGCGAGCAACUGCGACAUCGGUUUGGGGGCAAGGUGCAGAUUCCAGCGCCCGCCGACAAAACCUCGCAGAAGCUACAGCAGGGGCUUCGGAAACCUCCUCAAAGUCUAGUCUUUUAGCUGAAAUGUACCGACCGCCGUUUGAGCUCAUGUACCGGUUACCCUGGGAUGACGCUCGACAAGAGGGACGGGAAAGCGAAAAAUGGAUACUUGUAAAUGUUCAGGAUCCCGCCAUAUUUGACUGUCAGAUUCUCAAUCGGGACCUUUGGAAGAAUGAUAGUAUCCGGGAUACUGUCAAGGAGAAUUUCAUCUUCUUACAAUACAGCAAGGAUGACCCUCGAGGGACUCCAUACGUGCAAUAUUACUUCCAGGCCCGUGAUGUCCAGGAAGCUUAUCCCCACAUCGCUAUCGUGGACCCUCGGACGGGAGAGCAAAUGAAAGUCUGGUCUGGUCCUCCAGCACCAAAGGCAAUGGAUUUUCUUAUGCAAUUGCACGAGUUUCUCGACAGAUACAGCCUCAAAGCUAAUGUACGAAACCCAGUGGCUACGCGCAAACCGGAGAAGAAGGCUAUGGACGUGGACAGAAUGACCGAGGAAGAGAUGCUACAGAUGGCGAUGCAGAAUAGCCUGGCGAACCAGCCAACAGAAGGAAUGAGAGAACCAGACCCGGAUGACCUCACUAGAGGCCAUGAGGAGGAAGGGAGCAAAGGAAAAGGUCGGGCUGCAGAUGCGAUGUCGAUCGAUGAGCGGCAGACAGGAAAUGUUCCGUCCAACGAGUCCGUUUUCUCGCGUAUUGCUUCCGAUAAACCUCACACUGAGCCGGGCCCUGAUCCGACGAGCACGACGCGCAUCCAAUUUCGCCACCCCGGCGGUCGUAUCAUCCGCCGAUUUGCCCUUGGUGAUCCAGUGCGCCGACUUUUCGAGUGGCUCAAAGCGGAUCCAAUUGAAGGCAAGGAUGGUGUCGAGUUUGACCUCGUGUGUAUUGGUAAGAACCUUUUAGAGGUGCUUGACCACACCGUAGAGGAAGCGGGUCUGAAGAAUGCCACUGUCAUGGUGGAGUUCAUUGAGGGUUGAUGAUGCAUUCUGAUGCUAUUCCGAUCUAUAUCAUUGUUUAACUUAGAGACAGAUUCAACUUUAUCUACGUAUCAAUAAGACGAUAAUCUUACAUUAGCAAUGUUUUAACUAUUCUGAUC